UAUUUUAGUCAGUAAUUAAUUAUGAGCAACACUAAUAACACAAAUAGUUUAUCUGCUUAAAACUUAGCCAACACAUAGAUUCAGUCAUCUCAAUAAAAAGGCAUAAGUUUGUUGAAACCUAUUACACCUCUUGCAAGCCCAAGUGUUUUAUUUACUCCUAGCAAAUUGUAAUAGCAGUAAGUGAUAACUACUUUCAAGAACCAAAGCCUAACUGAUCGAGUAGUAUCUCCUUAAAUUUAGAUAGCUUAAAAUAACAUUAACUAAUAAGGAGGAACUGCAAAGAUUGUUGCCAGGCCAAGUCUUCCUCAUCAGAUUGCAACUUCACCAAAGCCAAGUGUAGGAAAUUUGUUGCAAACGACAGUAUAAAAUAAAACAUAAGAUGAAUCAGCAUAGAACCAGUAAAGCAACCAAAUUUAAAACAACUCAACUCUUAAUUAAUUUUAAGUAGUCUCUAUCACAUCUAGAAACAUCUCUCCUCAACAAAACACAAUCAGAUAAUAGAGAUUCUAUAGCCCUACCCCAUUAGUAUUAAAGGAAACAUCAAAUAUUAACGACUAACAGCAAACCAAGGACCAACAAAGCAGUCAAGUUCAAACUAUUUAUAAAGGCAUUCCUCAUCCUAGUUAAAAUUUAAAGCAGUAAUUACCUUAACAAUAUCCUCGCUUUUAACCUAGCGCUCCUUCAUCUAAUUCUGCAUCAAAGCAGACUACCUUGAACACAGAUAGAACUUAAAUUUAAAUCAAUUCUUUAGUUAGUUAACAAGCAAAUUUAGGAGAAAAAGGAUUGAUCUAAAAUUAAGUAAUCAGUUAGAGAUUAAUAAGUCCUCCUCACUAGCUAAACCCAGCUCUCAAGCCUUAACUAAAUAGUUAAGCAACUGUAAUUUCUAUAUAAAAAGGUAGCAAUAACUAGCAUAUGCGUUCACAAACCUAAGUAGCUUAGCAAGGAGUAACAUAAAUUUAAAAUAGCUUCACCCCUGCAAACAAUAUAAUAAUUUAUCCUCAAGUUUAAUAAUAUCAAGUAAAGCCAGUAGAAAAUAUUAUUUAAAAUAACUCUUAGUUGCAUUCUUAAUAAAAAUAAAGUAUCAGUGAAAAUCUAACUGGUUCAGAAAAUUAACAACUCGUUUCAAAAUAUUCAUAAGAUUUAACUCAUAGCAAUAAUGCAAAAAUUAUUCUAGUUAAUUCAUAAAGCAAAAAUUAUAUUGUAAGUAAUUUAAUUCACUCUCAAUCAUCUCCAAAUAAAGGAUUAAAUAAAGUACCAUUAGGAGAUAAAAACGUAAUAGAUCAAAAGAACUUAAAACAAAUUGAUUCAAGCAACUUAUCUCCAGAAGCUAAAAAGCUAUAUGAAAUGAUAGGCAAAUAUAAUAUAAGCAGCAAAGACAAUAGUUAAAAUAAUGAAAACAAGAGUAGCAAUAUUGUUUAAAAUAUUUAACGCUCUCAAUCUCCUACUGAAAGGUUUACAUUUGGUUAGAAAGAAAUAAAAAUUAUUUAGCCUAUUUCUUCCUUAUCUGUUUACCCUUAAACAAAGAUUAUUCCAACUUAAAUCCUCACAUAAUCCCCUGUACAUAUUAUUCCUAAUACUAGCUUAGUUGAUGCUUAGAAAAUGUUUUAAACUCCAGUUUCACAUUCUUUAGAUGCUAAACGAAACACUUCCACUCACAAAUCUGCCAAAUCAAGUCGAAGUGUAUCAUAAGAUAAUGAAAAUAAAAAUAAUUUAUCAAUUGUAAUUGAGGUAAACUCGGCAACAAAAAAUCGUCGUAUCAUAGAAGGAUCACCAGUUAGGUCUUAAAGCCCUGCUGUUAUUCAAGGUGGAUAACCUAUGAUAUAAAACUCUCCUGCAAUCAGAAAAACCCAUUACUACAAAAAAGGUAAUAGAACUUUAACACUUUAAGAAGUUUUACAAGAAAAGUAAAAAGAAGCUGAGGAAAAGCUUUAAACAUGCCCAAAUUAAGAAAAUUAAAUUUCGAAUAAGUUCAGCUAAAUCUCUCCCUUAAAAUAUGAUUCAAUCAUAGAAAACAACGAUGAUAGAAUAAACUAAAAUAAAAACUACUUAAGUUACAAUUAGAAUUACUAGUAUAGCACUGAAUCAAAUAAUAAUUAUUCAACUAAUUAGCAAAGUUCAGCAUUCAACACAAACUAUCAGUCUAAUUAACCUUAGAAUCAUUUAAAAAAAAACUCACAAAGUUAAUUUGCAGACUAAAAUACUUAAUUAUAAUUACAGUAAGAGUAAGUAUUAAAAUAAUAAAGAGAAAGCUUAGAAUAAUAAAAGAACCAAAUGAUUUAGGUAGAGAGAAAAGCAUAAAUAGACUCUUAUGAAACUAUUUUAAAAGAAGGAAAGUAGUAGGAAAUUGAAAUGAAGCAACAAUUUGAAAAAUAAUAAAGAGAAUUUGCAUAAAAAAUUAAGUUAUAAUAGGAAGAAUUCUAAAGGUAAUUAUAAAUUGAAUAGGAACGCAGGGCAUCUUCAUAAGAUUCAUAGCUUAAAGAAUCUUAAUUAAAGGAGUCUUAAUUAAAAUUAUAAUUAGAAAAAUAAUAACAUGAAUAUCUAGCCAAGAUUUAAUAAGAAUAACUAGAAUUUUAGAAGCAUUUUCUUGUUUAGUAAGCCGAACAGAAAUAGUUGAUAGAAUCUCAACUUAUUAAAGAAAGUUAAAUGAAAGAGCAAAAAUUAAAGGAACAAAUAGAGAGAUAGUAAUACGAAUAACAAAUCCAGUAACAAAAAUACUAAGAAGAAAAAUUAAGACUAGAGAGAGAAUAGUAGGAAUUAUAAAGGAACCUUUAGAACUAAGCAAAAGAAUUGGAAAAAAUAAAGUUGCAGAUUGAGUAAGAUAAGAAGAAAGAAGUUGAAGAAUAAUUGCGUAGAUAGCAAGAAAAUCAGUAGAAAUAAUUUGAUAAGCUAAGCUAGUAGUAGUAAAAUCUUAUUUUACAAGAAUAAGAGAUUCAAAGAUAGAAGGAGUUAGAAUAGAAAAAAUACAUAGAAUAGCAAUAAUAGUAAUUUUAGUUGAUGCUAUAAGCUCAACAGUAAAUGUCAGCAGAAGAAAGAAAGCAGUUCAAAGAAAUUUACAACUAGCAGUAAGAGGAGCUAAAAAAAUUAUAAACUCAGCAAUUAGAAUAGUAAAAGCAGUUUGCUGAGCAGCUUUAGUCAAUAAUUAAAUAGCACAACUCACAGUUGGAAAACUUAAAAAAAGAAUAGGACUAGUAAACCAAAGAUUUAAAGGAAAUGCUAUUAAAUUAAUCAAGAAGCUAGCAAGGAAGCCCCUAGAAUGCUAAUGAUAGCCUAAUUAUAUUUGAGAAGUUAAGAGAAGAAAAAGAGCAGUUGAUGAAAUAGUAGGUUGAGUAAGCACUCUAACUUGAGAGACAAAAGCAAGAACUUAAAGAAAAAGAAUUCAAGAUGAUGCAAGAGUAACAGUAAAUACUUCUUCAGUAAUAAGCAUAGCAAUUAGAAUUAUUGAGAAAGAGGUAAGCAGAAUAAGAAGAACAGUAGCAAAAACUUUAGGAAUAAAAAUAAAUACUAGAGCAUCAGUUUAAUGAAUAUAAGUCUAAAAGUGAAUCCAGUCCAAUGAAUAGCUAUGAAAUGUCAAACUCAGACAGAGUCGAAAUGUAAAUUUACGAUGGAAAAAAUAGAUAGACUCACGAUAAUAGAAGAGAAGUUGAAAUUUAAAGAGCAGUUGAAAUUCCCUAAGAGUGUUUUGAUAGUCAUCAACAAGAUGAAGAAGAAGAAAGAGAAAAGUAUUAAUUAUAAAACAAGCAAACCAUUAAAUAUAAAGACUAGUAACCAGCAGCAGGACAAAAGCAAGGAGUUCAAGAGAUAGCAGAGCUUUAUAGGGAGCUAGAAGAUUAAGGUUUUGAAAUAACUGACUAGAAUUGGUAGACAUAAAAGCGCCAAAAUUAAUAGUCAGAAAAUGGAGAUAAGAAAAAUAAACUCGCAGCAAAAUAAGGAUAUAAAACUCAAGAGGGAGAGGAGGAGAAUGCUGAAUAUUAAGAAUAAAUGAGAUAAAAGCAAUAAAGCACAGACAGAAAUACUGAAAAUCAGCGUAAUGGCGAUUACAUCAAUUUGUAUAGUUCAAGCAAUAAUAGUCGUGGUAAAUAAAUUACAGAAGACGAAGAAGCAAAUAGACGUAAAUACUAGCAUGAAGGUUAUGAAGAAACUUAUAGUUAGGAAGCAGCUGAAGAAGGAGAGAAUCAUAGAUAAUAAUAUUAGGAUGAACAAAACCAUAACAACAACUUUUAGGAUAAAUAAAGCAAAUCCAAUAAAAAUGCCUAGCUAUCUGAGUAACUCUUGUAAAUCGAAUAGGAAAUACAGAGACUCUAAUUCGAAGAAUAGCAAGCUAGAAGUUAAAAUAACUAAAAUGCAAGAUUAAAUAAAAAAAAUAAAAAUUUGCAUAAUCGCGAUGGAGUAGUUCCAGAAGAAAACGAAGAAGACUACUAAUCCAGCACUAAUAAAAAGAAAAAGAAACUCACUACUAAAAAUUAAUAAAUAAUAUAUGCAGAUGAAAAAAAAUAAAGGGGAUCACACAAAAUAUAUAAAAAUAAUCAGGUAGAAAAAUCUUCCAGCUACGUUCCAGGCUAAAGAUUGUAUGAAUAUGCUUUAGAGAAAACGAAAAGAAAGGAAGAGAUCAAAAAGCUAAUAGAUUAAGAAAGAGUAUAAAAAGAAAUUGAGUAAUGCACAUUCAAUCCUCGUCUUGUCUCAACAAAUAGAUACUUUGACGAGUUCCAUUCAAGAAAUGAUAAGUGGAUGAAACAAAAAGAAAUAAAUAUUGAUUAAAAGACUAAUUUCGAAAAAGAAAAAGAAGUGAGAGAGUGCACAUUCCAUCCAGAAUUUUAUACUCCAAACAAGUUUUCAUCUUAAUAUACAAAUGUUUCAAACGAUCCCACAUCCUUAUAUAAGCGCCAAAUGGAAUGGAAGAAUAGAGUUGAGGCUGAAAUAUAUAGAUAAAAAGAGGAAAAUGAAAUAAUGAUUAAAGAGAGAUCGAAUGAAAUAUUCAAUUCAGGUAGAUAAAGAAGCUAAAUGAUGAACAGUCCUCCAAAGAAUAGUGAAUAUGAGGUAGUGGGUUAAAUCAAUUAUAGUUAAAGAUUGAAUAAGAUUUUGAGCUCUUGCAGAAAGAAAAACUCUGGUAACUUUAAUGAAGACUACUAAUCUAUGGAUCAAAACUCGUAUUAGCAAUAUAACUAACAAAAUUAAAACUUUGGAUAUAACUAAGAUCUUCAAGAAUCUUAAGUUAAUUAAAAUAACUUAGAAAAAGGUGAAAACAUAAUCAAAAGUGUUACUCGUCCAAUUAAUUUAGAAGAAAACUAUGACUUAGUAAGUCAUAUUCAAGGCAUUAUGAGAUAGAGCAAUUACUGCAAAUAAAAUAUUGAAUUAGAUUAAAUGAUUGCUUAAUAGAAUAAACUUUAGAGAUCUUAGUUUGGAAAUUCCAAUAUUGAUAAGCGAUUUGAUUCUUCUAGUAAAAAAAAUAGCCACAAAGCUUCACUUCAAGGCUCAGAUUAUAUUAUUAGCAAAGAAGAAAUUAAAUAAAAGCAAUUCGAGAGAUUGAAUGAAGACAUAUAGUAAAAUAAACAAAUAGAGGUGACAAAGUAUCCUAUUUUGGCUGAAAGAAAAGAAUAUUCUUAAGUAAUAGGAAAUGUUUUCGUUUAAAAGAAUAAAUAUGUGUUAGCAUGCUAGGCUGAUCCUUAUUUAAACUAACCUUAACAUUACGUAAAUUUUAGUUUUGAUAAUUAACAGCAAUAGAAUCAAAAUUUAAUUGAAUAAUACCAGAAUGAGUAACUAAGCCAAUAGAAUUAAGAUCAAUAAAAGCAUGAAUAAAUGAUAAUUCAAUAAAAUAUAGAAGCUAAUCUCAAUUAACAGUAAUAAAAUUCAUAAUUAUAAGGAGGUAACUCCUCUGCUUAUUAUGUAGCUGAUAGAAAAUAUCAAGUUGUUCAAUAGCAAACUUAGCAAUAGGUACCUCCUUAAUUUAUAUAAGAUGAAAUAGAAAGACGUAUUUAAGUAAGUAAAACGUCUAAUGGAGAUGAAAUUGAGGAACUCAUCACCAAUGAAAACCACGAUGGUUUGUAUUCUUUACCAAACACUUUAUAAAAUACCUAACAUGAAAAUUAUGAAAGAGUGCAAAUAACUAAUGAAAGUGAUGAGGUUUUAUGA
This is a messenger RNA of Tetrahymena thermophila SB210, 6126 nucleotides long. RefSeq names its product CDP-alcohol phosphatidyltransferase family protein. NCBI's taxonomy places the organism in Eukaryota, Ciliophora, Oligohymenophorea, Hymenostomatida, Tetrahymenidae. The transcript has 10 exons. The record is from RefSeq and is a predicted model, not a curated record.